UUCAACUGUUGACCCAUCAUACGGAGUAGAACCGGACAGGAUGGCCGCCGCUCGCGCACGGGUGCUGCGCGAGCUGCCGGCAAGGUGCUGGACGAAAUGCCUCCGCCGCGCUUCCCCUUUCCCCUCCACCUCGCCCGCCGCCUCCUCGCUCUCCAGCCUCAGCCGUGCUUCCACGUCUCCCUUUCCGCUCGCCUCUCGCUCCCGGCGCCUUCUACACUCGCUGCCCUCGGCGGCGGUGCGCGUGCGCGUGCGCGCGCAGCUGCAGACGCGCUUCUUGGCGAGCGAAGCCGCGCGGGGCGGUGUCGGCGGGCGCGGGCCAGCAGCGGACAGCGAGGAGGAGGCGCAGGAGUGGGCGGUGGAGUGGGAGGACAGCGAGGACGACGGCUACGAGCCCGAGAUCGGCGACGGCGGGGACGGCGGCGGGGUCGCGCUGCGGGGCGUCGGUUGGGGCGAGCGUGCCCUCGUGGCGGCCGAGGAGGUUCUCGCCGGCCAUUUUGGGGAUGACAUCGCAAUGUUCGCCUUCAAGGUGUCGCCCAAGGGAUACGUCUACGUGCGCCUCGACAAGCUGACCGACGUGUACGGGUGCCCUGACAUCGAGGAAAUAGAGAAAUUCAAUAGACUCUACAAGCAGAAACUGGAUGAGAUCGUCGAAAGAGGCGAAAUAUCCCUGGACCUGGCACUCGAGGUAUCAUCGCCAGGCGCAGAGAGGCUUCUGAAGGUGCCUGAGGAUCUGGACCGCUUCAAGGACAUGGCUAUGAGGGUGCAGUACCUCGCUGAAGGCAACAGUGACCUUGCGUCGAAGCAGAGCCUGCUGAAGGACGGCAUCUUCUUGCUCGAGUCCGUUAACGCUGAGGCUGGGCACUGUGUUUGGAGGCUGGCAGAUGUGAAGGAAAACCGAGCAGAAGCUGGGAAGGGAAGGCCGCUGAACAGGAAACAGAGAGACUGGAGGCUGCAGACUUGCUUCACCGCAGUGAAGAAGGUGACCUUGUACUUGGACGCCAACUAGUAAAUCCGGGCCAGGAGGACUAUUAUGGCUUGUGAAAACUAUCCUAACCCUAGCAGAUUAUGUAGAAUAAGAAUGUUGGGUUUUCUUUAUAUAGAGUAGAGCUAUGUUGGUAGGCUGCACAAAUUGGAUAUCCAUGAAAUUGCUUUGCUAUGAGUUGCUAGUGCGAAAUUGACUGAUGUUUCUCACACUUGCAGUAUAAUGACACCUUUUUCUUU
Molecule: messenger RNA, 1221 nt
Organism: Zea mays
Lineage: Eukaryota; Viridiplantae; Streptophyta; Magnoliopsida; Poales; Poaceae
Exons: 4
Coding region: 41-1006 (321 amino acids)
Biological process (GO): ribosomal small subunit biogenesis
Source: RefSeq, marked validated